CUGUCAUUGAUAGGCUGUAGAUAAGCGUAAUAAUUGCUACCAUGAUAUAAAUAUACGACUUGCCGUUUCAACAGUUCAAGAGUUCACCAGAGUUCAUCAGCAGUUCAAUGACAUUUGUAUUCAUAAAGUAGUUGAUCUGUAAAUAACGAGUUACAUUGUAUGUCACGUGUGUUAUUGACAGAUGUUUUUGUUAUUCAGAAGAAACAGUUCACAGACUUCGAUAUAGUUUUAACUGUAAACAAAAUCGUUCGCUAUUACUACGAUGGAAUCCGUUGACAGAAGACCAUUCGUCCAAGCUUUGGCGGGAGACAAACAAAAAAAGGUAUGCCACAUUCUACAGGACCUAAUCUUCACAGAGGAACAUAUGCAGAAAUUUAUGUCGACUUUUGAAGAACAAAUAAAUUAUGCAAACAAUCCGAAUGAAUCUGAACAAAAGAAAUCUGACCUUUGGUGGGGUUACACUUAUGUCAGUGGUGUUUUACAAGGCAAUGAAAACGGUAAAUAUAUAGGCUUAGAUUUGGGAGGAACCCAUUUUAGAAUAAUAUUGGUAGAAUUUGUAAACGGAAUAGCAGAAACAACAACAAAAUACUUCAACAUACAUAGACAGCUUUUAACGGGACCAUGUGAGAAGGUGUUUGACCAAAUAGCAGCAUCUAUACAAACUUUCUUACAUGACGAAGAAGUAAGAAAUGACAAACCUAUCCCUCUGGGUUUUACAUUUUCCUUUCCAUCAGAACAGACUAGUCUAAAACAUUGUACUAUAAAAACUUGGACAAAAAGUUUUCAGUGUACCACCGGUGUAGGGUUAGACCCUUGUAUUCUAUUAGAGGACGCCCUUCACAGACUUGGGGGUGUAUCACCUGCAGUUAACGUAGUAGCAAGGAUAGGAGAUUCAACGGGGACUUUAAUGGCAUCAAUAUAUGCAGACAAACAAUGCACAGCUAGUUUAAUAUUAGGGACUGGAUCAAAUGCAUGUAUAGUGGAAGACAGAGCACGAUAUAAAAGAGUUAGCACAGAAGAUGCUCAUUCAGACAAGAUUCUUGUUGACGUUGAAUGGGGAGCUUUAGGAGACAAUGGAUGUUUAGAUUUUUACAAGAAUGAAUUUGAAAGAGAAAUCAAUAAGUUCUCUAACCACCCAGAUUCGUAUACAUUAGAAAAAUCCUUCAGUGGAAUGUAUAUUGGUGAACUUGUUAGAUUGUGUUUAGUAAAAUUGAUAGAUAAUAAAACCCUUUUUAAUGGAAAAUCUUCCAAGAAAUUAGAUACUCGAUGGUCACUCAAUGCCAAAAGUGUGGCAUCUAUUGAAAGCGAAACAGAUGGUAGCAAUAACAAUACUCUGAAUGUUCUGAAAGAAUUUGAUUUACAUGGCAAUGACACACGUGUUACAGAAGAAGAUAUCGGUCUAGUCAAAGAAGUGUGUUACUUAGUGUCACAGAGAGGUGCAUACAUUGUAGCGACAGCUUUAACAGUGCUUUUAAAGCGUAUGGAAAAGAAAGAAAUAUCAGUAGGUAUUGAUGGUUCCCUGUACGAACAUCAUCCCAACUACCAUAAACACAUGCUGGAAGUAUUAAACAGAUUACUGCCUGACGUUAAGGUUAAGUUAUUUCUUCUCAAGGAUGGUAGCGGUGAAGGUGCCGCCUUUGUAGCAGCUGUUGCAAUGAAAGAUUUGGAGAAAAAUCAUUGAUCUAUAUCAAUAGUACAAAAUGUAUGACAUUUCUAUGGAAAAGCAUUCUUCAGCUAUAUAAUUCUGAAAAAAAUACAUGCCAUUUCUAUGGAGAAACAUCAUUUAUCUCUUUAUUUCUUACAAAACUCAUGGAGAAACAUUGGAGAAACAUUCUUGAUCUAUGCAUUUAUGACAAAAAUGGAGAAACAUCUUUGGGGUAUGCAUAUCUGACAAAAAUGCAUGACAAUACAACUUGAUCAUUGUUUGUAAUAUAUCAUAUGUAAAUGGUCGAAUGCAUUUGCUAUUAAAAAGAGGAAAUUAUGUUUUGAA
Molecule: messenger RNA, 1990 nt
Organism: Mytilus trossulus (common blue mussel)
Lineage: Eukaryota; Metazoa; Mollusca; Bivalvia; Mytilida; Mytilidae
Product: hexokinase-2-like
Exons: 13
Coding region: 263-1681 (472 amino acids)
Biological process (GO): glucose 6-phosphate metabolic process; intracellular glucose homeostasis; glucose metabolic process
Cellular component (GO): mitochondrion; cytosol
Molecular function (GO): D-glucose binding; glucokinase activity; ATP binding
Source: RefSeq, a predicted model, not a curated record